Botrytis porri is the source of this 1230-nucleotide messenger RNA. RefSeq lists its product as uncharacterized. Gene Ontology annotation, biological process: negative regulation of glycolytic process; fructose 2,6-bisphosphate metabolic process; positive regulation of DNA repair. Gene Ontology annotation, molecular function: fructose-2,6-bisphosphate 2-phosphatase activity. Bases 88 to 1062 code for a protein of 324 amino acids. NCBI's taxonomy places the organism in Eukaryota, Fungi, Ascomycota, Leotiomycetes, Helotiales, Sclerotiniaceae. The transcript is spliced from 3 exons. The record is from RefSeq and is a predicted model, not a curated record. Gene Ontology annotation, cellular component: cytosol.
UAAGUCACACGACUUUGUAAUCUUACAAUUCAACAAUAAUGGUAAAAUUCCAUUGAUGAUUCUUUGUUUCUUCUCCCACAUGGCGGGAUGAGGCUUCUUUUAAUUCGGCACGGCGAGACCGUCGAUAAUGUUGCCAACGUAUAUGCCGGCGUCACAGACUCUGCAUUAACGAACCAUGGCGCAUUGCAAGCCAAUCGACUUGGCACUCACCUCGCAGCUUCGAAAGUUUCCCGCAUAUUCUCUUCGGAUCUUCAACGAGCUGUCAAGACAGCCGAAGCUAUUCGUGUUGCUCAGGACAAUGACCCUUCUUUCGAAGUGACAAAGCUUGAGCUUCUUCGAGAACAAGAUUUUGGCCACUAUGAAAAGAAACCAUUUCAUGAACGUUCAAAAGAUCCAAACAAAACUGGCAAGGAAGUCCAUUCCGAGGCACACCGAAUGGAUCCAGGAUUCAAAGAUGUCGAGUCGAAGGAAUCGAUGAAGAAGCGGAUGGAAACAUUUGUCAAUGAGCAUCUGAUGCACCUUCUCAACAUCGAUCAAAUCAAUAUGAAUGAUCAUACCAUUGUCAUUGUGGCCCAUGGUAUCAUUUUAAAUCAUCUCUGGCGAGUGAUCUUGAAACGAUUCAAUCCAAAGAAUGUCUCGAUUGGUCCUGAUGUUCCACGUCCCGAACGUGGUCUAGAAUAUCUUGGUGGUUGGUCCAAUACUGGCUACUUGGAUUUGGAUAUCAAGCCUGUUCAAGAAGUGUCACCUUUCAAAGUUGGUUCGGUGCCUUCAGUAUCGGAUGAACAAUUCAAUGCUCAGACCUCAGUGGAGCUACUAAAGAACAAGAUUGAUCAUUCCGAGAUUUCUUCUUUGAAUAAUCAAUCAAAUGUUGAAGACAUACUGAAGCUACUAAAUCAUGCUGUUGACAAGGUCGAGGUUACCAUGUCACUGAUGAUAAAAUCUGUUAAUAAUGUGGAUCAUCUCAAAGGGCUCAAGAAAACCCGAGGCGGAUUAGGAAGCUUAAAACAUGACUCCACCCAAAGAACCAUGGAUUCAUUCUUCAAAAAGAGGAAGCUUGGAUAAUUCGAUUUUGAUUUUGUACUCCAACAGGUAAAAUGCCUUCCACAGCGUAUGUUAAUUUCGUUUUUCUCAUAAUCUUCCCUAGUUCCGACUUGGUUCUUCAAUAUUAUUAUACUUUACAAACUCAUAUGCUACCUUUAUAUAUUGCAAUCUCUGUGAAUGAUGUUCAAC